AUGUCCGAAUUACCUGAAUUUCCUCGUCUUUUCCGCCUCGACGGCAAGGUGGCCGUGGUCACGGGUGGGUCUCGAGGCCUCGGACUACACACUGCUACAGCACUGCUUCUUGCAGGCGCAGAGAAAGUGGUGAUUGUUGCGCGAAAGGCAGAAGGUCCGCUUGGGUUCAAACAGGCCGUGGACAAACUCAAUGCCUUGCCUUGUUCUGGAACUGCGAUCGGAUAUGCCGCUGACCUCUCGAAGCCCUCUGACAUUGAGAGGCUUGUCGAUCUGUUAAAAGCAGAGCAUCGCGUUGACAUUCUGGUUGCGAAUGCGGCGGCGACAUGGGGAGGAGCCUUUGAACCCACGCCGGACUGGGCUGUCACCAAAGUGCUAGACUUGAACGUCCGCAGCAUAUUCCACCUCACAAGACUCCUCACGCCUUUGCUGGAGCGAUCUGGAACCGCCGACUCGCCGUCACGCAUCAUCAUCGUCGGCGCGAUUGCAGGGCUGUCGGUUCCAGUGGUGGGCAAGCAUGGCACAAUUAUGUAUGCAAUCUCCAAGGCUGCAGCACAUCACUUGGCUACAAAUCUGGCGGUUGAAUUGGGGCCACGCAAUAUCUGUUCGAACGUCGUGGCGCCGGGGUUCUUUCCGUCCAAGCUGGCCAACGGUCUUAUCGACCACUUGGGAGGCGUUGAAUCUAUGGCAGCUGCAAAUCCAAGAAGACGGCUGGGGAGUCCUGAGGACAUUGCUGGUGUGAUGGUCUAUCUCUGCGGUCCUGCAGGCUCAUACGUCAACGGGGCUGUGAUUCCAAUAGAUGGAGGGAACCACCUGCAGAGCGGACAGUUCGCAAAGCUAUAG
Molecule: messenger RNA, 840 nt
Organism: Aspergillus puulaauensis
Lineage: Eukaryota; Fungi; Ascomycota; Eurotiomycetes; Eurotiales; Aspergillaceae
Exons: 3
Coding region: 1-840 (279 amino acids)
Molecular function (GO): oxidoreductase activity
Source: RefSeq, a predicted model, not a curated record